Cydia pomonella (codling moth) is the source of this 1258-nucleotide messenger RNA. RefSeq names its product phospholipase A1 member A-like. The transcript has 6 exons. The record is from RefSeq and is a predicted model, not a curated record. The coding region runs from base 38 to 967 and encodes 309 amino acids. Lineage: Eukaryota; Metazoa; Arthropoda; Insecta; Lepidoptera; Tortricidae. Gene Ontology annotation, molecular function: lipase activity.
UACAGUUGUUGUCUAAUAUCUGCAGUCAGUGUCCAAAAUGAAGACUGUUGUGUUACUUCUAGUUAUUGCGCAUUACACAUCUGGGGUACCACUCAAUAGUAAGCCUCAGAACGUGAAUAAACACGAUGUUAACGGUGCCAGGAGCUCGGAGAAUCUCUAUUUUCUAUUCACAAGACUAAACCCCACAACAGGCCAAUUGCUAAGUCUGGACAAGGAUUUCAUCCUGGCGUCCAACUUCAACGCCAGUUGGCCAACAGUGGUUGUCUGCCACGGAUACACCCAGAGCUUAAGCAGUGAGAUCAACCAGCUCAUCCGAGACGCGCUUACAUUAAAAUAUUUCACCAUUUCAGCUUAUCUCGAAACCAGGGAUUUUAACGUCAUAAUCUUGGAUUGGAGCCACUCAGCCCAAGCCCUCUACGGAACCGCGAUUGCCGCCGUCACGUCAGUAGGCCAAGACCUUGGCUCCCUGCUUCUGUUUAUCCACCAUAUCACCGGCACUCCUCUUGAAACCAUGCACUUGGUUGGGUUUAGCCUUGGAGCUCACGUUGCUGGGAAUGCUGGACGAUAUACGGGGGGCAGGGUUGGAAGGAUUACAGGAUUAGAUCCCGUCAGCCCAAUCUGGCUCAUAAACAGCAACCGCAUUGCCUCCACCGACGGUAUCUACGUCGAAUGCAUCCACACAUACGGCAACAACGGGGGGAUCGCCUGGGGAGACGUCGACUUCUACGUCAACGGUGGGGGCUCCCAGCCAGGCUGCGUGCUUUCAACCUGCAGUCACAACCGAUCUUAUCAGAUAUUUGCCGCCACUGUCAAGUAUGACCACUUGGUCGGAAGACAGUGUGAUAGCCAAGAUGAAAUUGUGGCGGCAUUUUGCUCCGGUCCUGAAUUACAUUUGGGCAAUAGUGACGUGUAUAAGACUGGAUCUGGAUUAUAUUACGUCAGCGCUGGGCAGAGUUAUCCAUAUUGAUAAGAAGCAAAACAAAACUUCAUGAAAUUCGAAAUUUCGAACAUACAUAAUUAUAAGUUGUUAGAGUCCGUCUAAGUUAACUGUGCACUGAUUUUAAUAUAACAAAGGGACGGAGUGUCGUUAUAAACGUCAUAUCUUCAUAGAAAUUUGACAGUAAUGAUAACAAUGUCACACUUUGUCAUUACAAAUGCCACGCAGAGUUAGCUUGGUUAGACACAUGAGCAUUAAAUAUAAGUGUUGCGUUUAUCCCAAAAUAAAGAGGUAACUGUGAAUAAAUAGUAUAACGCCUUU